AAUCUGUGACAGUUCUCGACGUCAAAACACUGCCGUUCGCUCGCAUGGUUGCGCUGCGCCCACCCCAUCGCGAUUGUGUUACCUAAACAGUGAGCCAGAAAAAUUGUGCUGCAUUUUCCGCCGGCGCUAUUGAAAACAAGCGAAAUGUUUGCCGUAAGUAACUUGACGCUGGCAGCCAGCAGGCUGGGUACGACGCGUUCGGUUUUGCUGGGGACCGCCCGGCCGCUGCAUACCGCCGUCGUCGAUUUGGCCGCCCGAAAGGGAACCCGCGAGAAGGCCCGCAAGGCAAAGGUGAAGAAAGUGGUCGAGAAGGUUGGAUUCAUCCGGCACGAUAUGCGCAACAAGGGCAAAUUGAAUAUAAACCAGACCGAUAAGCACAUCGACGACAGCUGGAAGCAGGAUCCGGUCGAUAAUUGCUGGGUCAGUAAGUACUACAAGUGGCGAGUGUACACGGUGGAGGAGGCUAUCCGGUGCCACCGGGAGACGCAUCAUCCGACGAUGAUUAACUUGCCGAACGCGCCCCUGAUGGCCCACAUCGAGUUGAACAUGCAGGCGGAGAAGAUCACCCGGUUUGUGGACAAUUUCCAGCGGAUGGUGGCCAUUCCGCACAAGUUUGAGCACGGCGAGAACCGAAAUAUCAUCGUGUUUGCCAAGGGUCAGGAGAACCUAAAGGAAGCCACCGAUGCCGGUGCCACUCUGGUUGGAGGAGUUGAGCUCAUCAAGGAAAUUCAGAACGGAGACCUUCAGGUGUCCGAGUACCCAUACGUUCUGGCCCAUCCGAACAUCCUGCCGGAUUUGGUUGUGAUCCGAGGGCUGCUCAAGAAGAACAAGUUUCCCAAUCCGCGCCACGGAACGCUGGGCGUCGAACUGGCCGAUAUGGUGAAACGGUAUUUGCAUGGAAUCCAAUACUCGGCCGAGAAGGACGAGAAUCAGAAAAACUUCGGCCAGAUCGUUGCCUCCGUUGGAACGCUCGAGAUGGACGCGAAAAAGCUCGAAGAGAACUUGGCCACCCUGCUGAAGGACAUCAAUACUAUGAGACCGAAGCGGGAGGGUAAGUUUAUCACUAGGGUGCUGUUGAAGAGCCCUCCUUCCGGGGAGCAGCUCAAGAUUGAUCCGUUCCUGUACGUACCGGCCGAGGGUAAGGCCGCGGCUAAGAAGGGCAAGGCCGUUGAAGAAGAAGCUGCCGAGGAAUCAGACGACGAAGAUGAGAAGCAGGCGAGUGCUAGUAAUUGAUAAGAUUUAGUCGGAUAAGAUUCGAUAGCGGUUAAAAUAUAUGGAGAACCUUACAGAAAAAAAUUCA
This is a messenger RNA of Aedes albopictus (Asian tiger mosquito), 1300 nucleotides long. RefSeq names its product large ribosomal subunit protein uL1 (gene mRpL1). The transcript is spliced from 2 exons. The coding region runs from base 145 to 1233 and encodes 362 amino acids. NCBI's taxonomy places the organism in Eukaryota, Metazoa, Arthropoda, Insecta, Diptera, Culicidae. The record is from RefSeq and is a predicted model, not a curated record.